This is a messenger RNA of Exophiala bonariae, 1665 nucleotides long. RefSeq lists its product as uncharacterized. The transcript has 3 exons. Bases 1 to 1665 code for a protein of 554 amino acids. Lineage: Eukaryota; Fungi; Ascomycota; Eurotiomycetes; Chaetothyriales; Herpotrichiellaceae. The record is from RefSeq and is a predicted model, not a curated record.
AUGACGCAGAGCCAUUUCGAUGCCCUCAUCGUCGGCGCAGGUUUCAGUGGGAUCUAUCAACUUCACAAACUACUUAGCCAGGGUUUCUCAGUGAAGGGGAUAGAUGCCGCGGGAGAUGUUGGUGGAACAUGGUAUUGGAACAGGUAUCCUGGUGCGAUGUCGGAUACAGAAUCAUAUCUAUACCGUUACAGCUGGGACAAAGAAGACUUGGUCAAGUAUCACUGGAAAGACCACUACGUGAAGCAGACAGAGGUAUUAGCAUAUCUGAACCACAUUGUCGAGCGAUACGAUCUUCGCAAGCACAUGCAGUUCAGUACGGAGCUUGAGCAUGCCCAAUAUGACGAGGUGAGAAAUGUCUGGGUGGUAGAAUGCUCCAAUGGCCAGAUUUAUACAACCCGUUAUCUCAUCACUGCCCUGGGCUUGUUGUCGAAAACGAACUACCCGAGGAUCGCAGGCAUUGAAACAUUCUUAGGAGAGAUGUAUCACACAGGGAAAUGGCCUGGCACUCACGACUUCGCCAACAAACGCGUUGGUAUAAUAGGCAAUGGCUCGACCGGCGUGCAAGUCAUGACAGCGAUCGCCAAGCAAGUAAAGCACCUCACCAGUUUCCAGCGCACGCCUCAAUACAGCGUCCCAAGUGGCGAUGGACCAGUCUCAAAAGAAUACCGCGAUUCCAUCAACGCGCGAUGGGACGAAAUCUGGGGCCAAGUACGUGACAGCAAUGUUGCUUUCGGAUUUGAAGAAUCCAAGAUUCCGACUAUGAGUGUCUCAGCGGAAGAACGAGAGCGAAUAUUCGAAGAAGCGUGGCAGAAAGGCAAUGGCUUCCGCUUCAUGUUCUGGACGUUUAAUGAUGUUACGACUGACGAGGCUGCUAAUGAGGAGGCGUGUAAGUUUAUUCGCAAGAAGAUUGGCGAGACGGUGAAAGAUCCGGAAAAGGCUAGGAAACUUCAGCCUGAUGACUUUUACGCCCGCCGACCACUUUGCGACGCGGGUUAUUAUGAGCAGUUCAACAGGGAUAAUGUUGAUAUCGUCAGUCUCAGGGAAACACCGAUCGAGGCAAUCACGGAGACGGGCAUAACGCUCUCGAAUGGCACUAAGUAUGAUCUCGAUGUGCUCAUCUUCGCAACAGGAUUUGACGCCGUGGAUGGAAAUUAUACACGCCUAGCAAUCAAAGGCCGGGACGGUGUGAGCCUCAGAGAUCACUGGGCCGAGAACGGCGGCCCAACAACAUAUCUGGGAUCCUUCGUACCAGGCUUCCCGAACCUCUUCAUGCUUACCGGACCAAACAGUCCGUUCACGAAUCUCCCUCCAACCAUAGAGACGCAGGUGGAGUUCAUCAGCGAUCUGAUCUUCAGAGCCGAGGUGUCUCCCAAAGGCAGCACUGCGUCAGCACGUGUCAACGGUGAGGCAACGAACGGAGCCACCAAACCAUCACCACCAGGUCCAGUAAUUGAAGCCCUCCCGGAGUCCGAACAGAAAUGGACACAAGAAUGCAAAGAUCUCUGCGAGAAUAGCCUGUUCAAGAAGACAAGCUCAUGGAUCUUCGGCGCAAACAUCCCUGGGAAGACGCAGACGGUCAUGUUCUAUUUUGGCGGAUUGGCUGCUUAUCGCAAGGUUUUGAAGGAGGUCGUUGAUGGUGGGUUUGUGGGAUUUAGAGAUUUUUGA